CCGGAGGCAUUUAGAUUAUAAUUAACUGGUACCUAAGUGUAACAGUGGAUUGCCGUAAAAAAUAAUUUAAUUCAUUCAGUCACUCACGCGGUCGGCGGCGUGGUGUCGGGGACGGCAAUCUAGUGGUGCAACCUAAAAGAGGAACACGUUUUUCAGAGUCUGGGAGACAAUGGGAACGUUAGUAAAUAACAUAACAGAAUAUUACCACUAUGUCAACGAAGAUCUUGCAGACCCUCGGACGAACCACUUCCCCCUGGUGUCGAACCCGUUGCCGGUAAUGACGAUCAUGUACGUGUACCACCGGUUCGUGCGCUCGUGGGGCCCGGCCUUUAUGGCCAACCGGCCGCCGUACAAACUCAAGACGCUUAUCAUAUGCUACAACGUAUUACAAAUUGUCUUGUCAGGAUAUUUAGCUUUACAGUGUUUGACCCGGCUGUACCUGUCGGGCUACUACAGCCUGUGGUGUCAGAAGAUUAUCUACGAAGACACCCCGCUGGAGAGGAUGGUCGUCCACCGCGUCUGGCUCUACUACAUGAUCAAGCUCGUAGAUUUAUUAGACACGGUAUUUUUUGUACUACGCAAGAAGUUCUCCCAGGUGUCCUUCCUCCACGUGUACCACCACCUAGGCAUGUGUCUGCUCGGGUACAUAGGCACCAAAUAUGUGCCAGGUGGACACGGCAUCAUGCUGGGCUUCAUCAACUCAAUGGUGCACGCGGUCAUGUACUCGUAUUACCUGGUCUCGAUCGUGCGGCCGCACUGGGUGCGUCAGUGGUGGAAGAAAUACAUCACGCAGUUACAGAUUCUGCAGUUCUUGAUCUUGAUCCUGCACUUCGGCCACGUGUUGUUCGAACCGUCAUGCGAAUACCCCAAGUGGAUAUCUUUCAUGUUCCUACCGCAUAACAUAUUCAUUUUAUUUUUAUUUUCUGACUUCUAUAUCAAAGAAUAUAUUCUUAAGAAAAAUAAAAAUAAAUAAGUUAGGUAGAUAGAUAUUAGUUGAAUAAAUAUUUUAAGUUAUAACUACAAUA
Messenger RNA from Plodia interpunctella (Indianmeal moth), 1025 nucleotides. Its product is annotated as very long chain fatty acid elongase AAEL008004-like. The record is from RefSeq and is a predicted model, not a curated record. Bases 170 to 973 code for a protein of 267 amino acids. Gene Ontology annotation, cellular component: endoplasmic reticulum membrane. Gene Ontology annotation, molecular function: fatty acid elongase activity. Gene Ontology annotation, biological process: fatty acid elongation, saturated fatty acid; very long-chain fatty acid biosynthetic process; sphingolipid biosynthetic process. The transcript is spliced from 7 exons. Lineage: Eukaryota; Metazoa; Arthropoda; Insecta; Lepidoptera; Pyralidae.